This is a messenger RNA of Naegleria gruberi, 809 nucleotides long. RefSeq lists its product as uncharacterized. The coding region runs from base 44 to 787 and encodes 247 amino acids. Gene Ontology annotation, cellular component: Golgi membrane. The transcript has 2 exons. The record is from RefSeq and is a predicted model, not a curated record. NCBI's taxonomy places the organism in Eukaryota, Heterolobosea, Eutetramitea, Acrasida, Naegleriidae. Gene Ontology annotation, biological process: protein retention in ER lumen; retrograde vesicle-mediated transport, Golgi to endoplasmic reticulum.
AAGCGAGAGCAGUAUUGGAGGAGGAUCAUUCCGUUCAUUUGGAAUGAAGUAUCAAAGUUUUUUGGAUAGAUUGAAUGGAAAGAAGACACUCCGUUGGUCGGUGUUAGGUUUCCUCUUCUUCUUAUUCUUGUUUAGAGUUAUAUAUUUCCAUGGAUGGUACAUAAUUUGUUAUGGAUUGGGAAUUUAUGUAAUCAAUUUGUUUAUUGCCUUCAUUUCACCAAAGUUUAGACCUGAAGAAGACGACGAUGAAGAUGAAGAAGACGAGGAAGCAAAUCUUGGAAGUGCAACCCUUCCAAGUACCUCUGUUGGACGUAAUUUUGCCUCUGGUGGAUUGUUUGGACAACCAAAACAAGAUGCUGAUGAUGUAAAGCCUUUUGUUCGUCGUCUUCCAGAGUUUAAAUUCUGGUACUCAUUAACAAAGGGUGUUGUAAUUUCUCUCUUGUUAUCAUCUACAAGAAUUUUGGACAUUCCAGUUUACUGGCCUAUUUUGUUGGGAUAUUGGAUCAUUUUGUUGGCUGUUACUUUGAGAAAACAAAUCAGACACAUGAUUAAACAUAGAUAUCUUCCAUUUACUACAGGAAAGAAGAGUUAUUCAGGAUCACUUUUUGGAGGAGCAACAACUGCCAAACCAACACCAUCAUCAUCACCAUCUACUGGUAUCGGAGGUGGUUUACGUGCAAGUGGAAUGGGUUCUUAUCAAUCUGCUUUUAGUGCAUAUCAACCACAAACUUCUUUCACACCAACUUUGCUCAAUGUUAAUAAUACUGCCAAGACAGUUACUGAAUAAUAAACACAUUUUGUAAUUUAUC